Alosa sapidissima (American shad) is the source of this 3274-nucleotide messenger RNA. It is a transcript of the gene faslg, whose product is annotated as Fas ligand (TNF superfamily, member 6). NCBI's taxonomy places the organism in Eukaryota, Metazoa, Chordata, Actinopteri, Clupeiformes, Clupeidae. The record is from RefSeq and is a predicted model, not a curated record. Gene Ontology annotation, biological process: positive regulation of canonical NF-kappaB signal transduction; immune response; extrinsic apoptotic signaling pathway via death domain receptors. The transcript is spliced from 4 exons. Bases 71 to 1009 code for a protein of 312 amino acids. Gene Ontology annotation, molecular function: tumor necrosis factor receptor binding. Gene Ontology annotation, cellular component: membrane.
CCUAAAUAACGCACCUUUCCACAGAAUGUUGAAGAGGUGGUUGACCAAUCAGAGUGAGGCAGACAAGUAGAUGCAUCAUGAAGCAGAAAAAAGCUGGGGGUGGAGCUGGGGUCGACAGAGAGAACAGCUUUCUUUAAGCAUAGGUGACAAGACACACUCACCUCAGAGAGCACACUUGCAAACACACACACACAUGGAUGGGAACAUGGCAGGCCGGCAGCCUCAGAUGUUCUUGGAGGAUGGCAGAGACAGCAGGCAGAUGUACCCUCCGCAUUACCCACCCAGGAUGGAGCCUGGCACGGUACCCUGCUGGACCUUCCCCCCUGCCCGGCCGAGAAAGAGAAGCUGGGCAGAUGGCUGCAGCGCAGGGUCUGUCCCGGUCACUAUACUGGUCAUGGUCUUGGCGCUGGUCUUCGCUGCACUGGGACUCGGCGCCUAUGAGAUCCAAAAUCUGCAGAGCCGGCUGGCAAACCUGACAAAGAAUAUGGAUGACACGGCGUCUCAAGGUCACUUCACGGCGCCUCAACGUCAAAUUGGUUUCCAAGGAGACACAGUGCCCACAUGUGUGAACAGACAAGCAGCUCAUGUAACCAUCAACACUCACACUGUGGCAAUCCACAAGACGCUACAGUGGGAGCCGGACUAUGGACGGGCGUUCACCAAAGGAGUCCAGUACCACGAAGGCGGACUCCAGGUUAACCGCACCGGCCUGUACUUCAUCUACUCCCGCGUGGAGAUUCUGGGGAAUAAGUGCCUUCAUCCCAGGGCCAGCUUCCUUCACACAGUGUUUAUGCGGAGGAAGAAGUUCUUACCCAAGACCCUCAUGGAAGGGCACAAGGAGGACUAUUGCAAGCAGGCUAGGCAUGAAGUGUGGACGUCUAACAGUUACUUAGGCGCUGUGCUGGAGCUUCAGCAACACGACCGGGUUUACGUCAAUGCAUCUCACCCAGACUUCAUUAAUCCGGCUAGCCCUUUUGGAAAUUACUUUGGACUGUAUCAGAUCGCCUGAACUUGGGCCUGACUUAACUCUCUCUGUCCACAAAUCAAAAGCACAGUUCAGUAUUUUGCUAUGUGCUAAUGUGUUUUAACAUCAGCAUGUAGAUGGGGUAGCAUGAAAGUAGCAGUCCAUGAACAUGAAUGUAUCUUAUUAAAUUAUUAUUUAAUUUAUUAUUAAAAUGUCUUGUUACCUCUAGCAGAUAUAAAGGACAAGAUAUGCUCAAAGGCAAAUGUCAUUUGAAGUGGUAAGUAUAGACACCGCAAGGCUGCAGCAGCAGUUCAGAAUAUCCUGCUGUUCAUCUGAUCAAAGAUGGUGCUUGUGGCUGAAUCUAAAAGGAAAAAAAAGCACGGUUUCAGACGGUUCAGUUCCACAACACAGAAAUCAGUACUUGUUAAUUAGCCUGUGGGUUGGCACCAAAUGACAAGUGGAACAUAACAACUCAUCCAUGAAACAUUUCCAGUGUCCUCUCUGGUUUGUAAACUUAUUAUGUUGAAAACAAGUGUAAAAAGUACCCAAGUGAAAAUGGUGCUUCGUGUGCUGUGAACCUCUACGAUGCUGUUUGGGCGUAGGGUUGUUCUAGACACUCAUGACCGUUUGCGCUUAUGGUUAGAUUUCCUUUUUCUUUUUUGUAGUAUUCAAUGUGACACUUGAGAUGCCUUUGCAGCAUUGCUGCUGCUGUCUUUGACAGUCUGCAAAGAGACCCUUGUCUUUGCAGAUACUCACACAUUCAGACACAGAGACCCACUUUGGUCUCUCAGGUUUCAUUCUGACAUCAAGCAUGGGGGGAUGCAAUCAGUCAACGCCGAGUUCGUCUGAGCUUCCUUCCUGUGUCAGAGUAAGUAAUUACAUGCGGUGGGCAUUUGUUGCUUAGUUCUGAGAAUGACUACCGUUUUUGGUCCUGUUCCUGUCAGACUCUGUCCCAUCACCUGUGGUCUGUGUCAGUCAGUUGGUACACCGUGUCUUCCUUCAUCUUGAUCUCCUGACAUGUCUGUCUCUAACAUAGACACAUCAGUUCUACAUCUGUAACCAUGUAGAAAUAUAAAAAUACAAGACAAAAAAACAAAAAAACAUAAAUAUUUAUAUAUAUGCUCAAAUAAAUCAUGUAAAUGUGUCACUAACUGACUUUUUUCUGAUUCUAACACCUUAAUUUCUUCACCCACUUAAUUUCUCAAAGCAUGUGUCACAACAGGUGUAGGUCUAUCUAUCUGAUGUUCCAUGCUUCUUGUGUGGGACUAUGGAAACAUCAGCCCCCAACCCUCCCCCGGCAUUUACCAGACAUAGAACAGUCCCCAGGGCAGAGGAAGAAGUGACCACUAUAGUGAUGAUGGUCAAACAUAUGCACCCCCUCACAGCAAAAUACAUUUAUUUAUAAAUGUACACACAUGCAAACACUUGCAAACAUUUGCACAUUUUUGCUAAGUUUUUUUUGUGGUAUGCAUGAAAGGCUACUCGCACGAAAGGCUCUCAAUGCGGCCGAUUUGUUUCCGGUGGUGCGUUAACUGUGUUGUAACGACAUCUUCUGUUAUAUCCUGCAUAUUCACUCCGACACUGAAUAUUGUUUGCCCAAUAAUAACAAUUUUAACUCGCAUAAAUCUUUCUUUAUCGUAACGUGCUGACCUGUUUACUAGGUGCAACACCCAAUCAGGUCUGUGUAGAUACUAAUUACAUUAACAACAGCGGCAGGUUCAAACACACCUGGCUCCACCGGAAACAAACAAGCCGUUUGUGAAAAGAGCCCAUUGGGUUUCUUUUUGGCUGAUUAACUGGACGCCUGUCGGUAUUCAACCCUGCCCACAAAAUUUGAGGUUGGGAAAUUCGGUCUGGACUUGCUCCAUUGACAAGCCUCUAUGCCCAUAUGAAAACUCAGUGACCAAUCAAAUCGGGCGGGCUUUAUUUUCAGGAUUCACGGUAGGCUAUCUCGUUGCUCUGAUUAAUUAAGUCUAUCCAAUUGUGUGCACAGGCAUUUUUUCGGUUGAAACACGCCCCAUAAUCAUGUCCCAAUGGUGCUAAGUCAGGCUGAAUUGAGUAGCUUAUAGUCAGGCUGAAUUGAGUACUAGGUCAGGCUGAUUGACAAGACUAAUGACAUUAAUGAAAAAGUCAACUGUCAGUCCAUUAUGUUUGGUGUUGAUGUGUUUGUUAAUGGUAUAUUGAUGUUACUGGAGUGAUAUAAUAUUUGGGCUUAUUCGUUGCAGUUGUGGCAGCACUCUAUUGCUCCAAACCUAUAAAAUGACGAAAGCUACUUGUCAAGCCCUGCUUUUUUCUCAGUAUGUCCUUAUG